Messenger RNA from Penicillium olsonii, 1107 nucleotides. The record is from the annotation of a GenBank genome assembly. Lineage: Eukaryota; Fungi; Ascomycota; Eurotiomycetes; Eurotiales; Aspergillaceae.
AUGGAAACAAACCCGUCUUUUGUCCUCGAGGCCAUUCAGCAUGUUACCUUUCGAGACAUACCUGUGCCUGAAAUCGAGGAUCCAUACGACGUGAUCGUUCAAAUCAAGCAGACAGGUAUCUGCGGUUCAGAUGUCCACUACUGGCAAAGAGGGCGGAUAGGAGACUUCAUCCUCGACACCCCCAUUGUCCUCGGCCACGAGUCUGCCGGAACAGUGGUGCGCGUGGGAAAGGCAGUCAAGCAUCUGAAAGAAGGAGACAAUGUAGCCAUCGAACCAGGCGUUCCAUGUCGUCACUGCUCAUAUUGCCGAAGUGGCUCAUACAAUCUAUGUCCCGAUACGGUGUUCGCAGCAACGCCACCCCACAACGGCACGCUGUCACGAUAUUUCAAAACAGCCGGUGAUUUCUGCUAUCCACUUCCAGACCAUCUGAGUCUCGAGGACGGUGCUCUCUGCGAGCCGGUUGCGUGCGCUGUGCAGAUCUGCCGCGUUGGCGAGGUCCGCGGGGGGCAAACGGUUGUUGUAUUUGGGUGUGGGCCUAUCGGGAUCUUGGUGCAAAGUGUGGCGAAGCAGUAUGGAGCGAAGACCGUGAUUGGAGUUGACAUCAACAGGAAGAGACUUGAUAUGGCGAUCGAUAUUGUGCAGUCUGCGGAUGGUGUCUUUGAGCCACCGCAGUGGCGGAGGACAGAGCCCCAUGAUGCGGAUGCGGAAGUCGCUUUCUAUGGGAAUGUUGCAGAGGGGAUCAAGAAACAGUUCGGAUUGGGGGAGGGCCCUGAUGUGGUUAUUGAUGCUACUGGAGCACAAAGUGCCAUUCAGACUGGUGUUCAACUGUGUAAGAAGGGUGGCAUGUUUGUUCAGGCUGGCAUGGGGCGUGAGAAUAUCGUCUUCCCGAUUACAACUGCUUGUAUCAGAGAUCUGACAAUCAGAGGGUCGAUUCGGUACAAGGCCGGCGUCUAUCCUGCCGCCAUUGACCUUGUGGCCAGUGGACGUGUGAAGCCGCAGAAGCUCGUCACACACAGGUAUAAGUUCGAAGAGGCUAUUGAGGCUUUUGAGAAAGUGAGGAGUGGCGGUGAAAAUGUUCUCAAGGUAAUCAUUCAAGGCGUGGAAUGA